Molecule: messenger RNA, 372 nt
Organism: Entrophospora sp. SA101
Lineage: Eukaryota; Fungi; Glomeromycota; Glomeromycetes; Entrophosporales; Entrophosporaceae
Source: the annotation of a GenBank genome assembly
AUGGGUCGCCAUGGUAUGAACAUUGACCCAAGACAUGUUAUGUUACUGGGUGAUAUUAUGACAUAUAAGGGAGAGGUGUUGGGAAUUCAUAGAUUUGGUAUAUCAGAUAUGAAGAGUAGUGUGCUGAUGUUGGCAUCAUUUGAAAAAACAACAGAUCAUUUAUUUGAUGCAGCUUUGCAUGGUAAAACAGAUUGUCUUGAGGGUGUUAGUGAAUCAAUUAUCAUGGGUAUACCAAUGCAACUUGGGACAGGAUUAUUUAAGUUGAUAAGAAAAUCCCACUUAGGUGAUGAAAGGCCACAAAGAAGAAAAUUAUUAUUUGAUAAUAGUGAACACCACGUAAAUUUCUUAUAUGAUUCAUCACAAGUUUUAUAG